AGUUCAUUCCGCGCAUUCCCAAUCCCUCUUGUACGCUGAACAACGAUUUGCCGUAAGUAAUUCAGCAACGGUUCGCGCUCGCCAAAAUGGUCAAGACAAUUUCCACCAUAUCCGAAUUCAAUGAAGUCAUUAAGACUGGCAACACUGUCAUUGGUAAGCCAGUUCAUCUUGAGAUUGUGCGGUAUAGGGUUUCAUAUUUGCGCUCACGAAGAAGCAGGGAUGACUGACUUACGCUCAUGACUUUACCCUUUUUAUGCCAUUCCACAUAUAUUCCAGUUGACUUUUAUGCCACUUGGUGCGGUCCUUGUAAGAUGAUAUCCCCAAAAUUCGAAGCUUUUGCGCAAAAGUAUACCAAGGCCACAUUCAUCAAGGUGGAUGUCGACGAAGUACCAGAAGUUGCAGAACAAGCUAGUAUUCGCGCUAUGCCUACCUUUCAUAUUUACCAGAACGGAGAAAAAAUUAUAGAGAUCGUGGGUGCGGACCCUUCUCGUCUUGAAGCUGAAAUCAAGAAACACGCUGCAUGAAAUGAUCUGGAGGUCGUUAGAUAUUAGAUACCUCUUAUAUGAACCGGCUUUGAACACACUGAAACAAGUUGGUGUCAGUAUCGAAUACCACUCGCUACCGGUUCAUACUUGCUUAAUGGAGUUGAGUCACAUAUUUGCACUGCCGUUGAUGUCGCUCUUCCGUGCUGGGGUCGGAGCUUGCUUCAAUGUGGUAAAAAGAACCGCUGAGGUGGAAACACGAUAUUACCCCAUCGUACUAUAUUCAAG
This is a messenger RNA of Spizellomyces punctatus DAOM BR117, 770 nucleotides long. Its product is annotated as thioredoxin, variant. The transcript is spliced from 2 exons. The coding region runs from base 237 to 524 and encodes 95 amino acids. NCBI's taxonomy places the organism in Eukaryota, Fungi, Chytridiomycota, Chytridiomycetes, Spizellomycetales, Spizellomycetaceae. Gene Ontology annotation, molecular function: protein-disulfide reductase activity. The record is from RefSeq and is a predicted model, not a curated record.